GCUUCCUCAUCCUCCCCCUUUGGACUUUCCACCGCCUUCGUGCGGACCAUCCCUCGACUUGCUACCAUCACCUCUGUCCACCAUGAUCGACUCGUACACUCCUGUCCACACUGCUAGCCUCAUCGACCCCUCUCUGCAUUCACCAGCAAUGCUUCAGCUCCUCGAGACCGAGAUGUCUCGUUCCCUGAUUGAAUAUGUUGUCGAGUGUAUAGUCGACACUGUCCACUACGCUAUGGGGCGUCCGUCCUCCUCUCGAGGUCGCUCACAUACGCGCCUCAAUGAGCAUGUCAAGUUCACACAGUUUGUUACGGAUGUCCUGCGGAAGGCGGAAGUCAAAGUCCCGGUCAUCUUGGUUAUGCUCGUCUACAUUGACCGGGCUAAGCCUCAUCUCCAAAUUGCUCUCGAGCAAUGGGCAUACGAACGUGUGUUCCUUGGCGCAUUGAUACUUGCUAACAAGUAUACCAAUGAUUCCACGCUAAAGAACGUUCACUGGGCACUUUGCACCGGUGUCUUUGGCAAACGUGAUAUUGGUCGGAUAGAGCGCGAGUUCCUCGAUGUCCUCGACUUCGAGCUUGGCUUCAAUGAAGACGACAUCCUCUCUCACCACGCACCUAUCAUGUCACUAUCGAAUCCUAACCACCACACCCGCACACCCGCUACUGCCGUCCUCUCUCCGCUCCGCAGCUCUUCGCCGGAGUCGCACUGGAGCUCGGACUCGAGUGACAUGGAGUCUAUCUCUACCGACGAGUCGUCAUCACCACGGACACCCGAGAUGGUUAUGGAAGUUGACGCGGCUUCCUUCGUACCCACCUCAUCAAAAGAGGAGCUGUCACCAGCAGAUCAUGCCCAUCUGGCUUCCGCACCAUCGAAAUCAAAAGCGGAGUCGGCAAGCGUGCACUCUCAUACGAGCCAUCAGCGACUCUCAUCGGCACUGCAAAUCCUCCGUUCGUUCCCAAUGUUACCUCAUUUCCAUCACACUUCGACAACGUCGUCGGCAUCGUCAUCCGCUACUAGUUCAUCCUCUUCAUUAGGAUCGACAUCAUCCUCUUCCUCCUCAUUCUCAAUACCUUUCCGAGGAUGCAAGCCUGCGCAUUUCGCAGCUCCUGCACUACGCACUACCUCUGUCUCAGUCUGAUCUCCUCUCGUUCAUAUUUAAAUCGUCGUCAUCUCCUCUUCGCUCUCGACCCUGGCGAGCCGUUAUAUCUUACCUUGUGCCGCCACGCAACACUUUCGUUAUUGUUAUUUCAUCUCAUCCCUCGUCUCACCCAUCGCAUUUCCUCCUGUCUGCAUACGAUAAUAUUCGUGCAAUUUGUAACAACAAAGUCUUUAAUUAGAGUAUACCACCAUCGUCAGUCCCUCUACCUUUAGCGCAUACUAGUAAUGCUUGUACCAAUAGUUUGUUUUUCGGUAAAAAUGACAUACUUGCCUCCGAUCCGAAAAUGAAUACGCGUUGUGCGA
Molecule: messenger RNA, 1458 nt
Organism: Somion occarium
Lineage: Eukaryota; Fungi; Basidiomycota; Agaricomycetes; Polyporales; Cerrenaceae
Source: the annotation of a GenBank genome assembly